UUUCCGCGCCAUUCCGGAGCCCGGGCGUGGGCCACUGCGAGGGUCUUCCACAGAAUAUAUAGAAAGGGACGUCUCGUUUUCGUCGCGUACAUAAUUUGAACGCCAAGCACCAGUGUACACGGAGAUCGAUCGCGACCUCGUCCCAAAAUAACCAGUGUGUUAGGGCAAGGGCUAGUCAGGGUGACAAGGGCACUGCAAUUGAUUCUAAUCACUUCAACGAGCGCCCAAUUAAGAUGCAGGGCCCGAAAGCUUUCGCCACGUUCUUCAAGGCUGCAAUAGCAGUAUGUGCACUGCUUCUGAUGACGCACCUGAUUCCUGUGCACGGGACACCCGCCGUAGCCUGUAACAGCGCCGGAGAGAGCCUCGCCUGCCAAUGUCUGACGCACCAAGUCACCUGUAGCUAUGAAGGCUUGACAGAAGUGCCGACUGGUAUUCCAAACGAUACGAACACUCUAACACUCUGGGGUAACAAGUUCACGUCCAUUACGAAAGCCUCGUUUGCCGGUCUUUCUCAGGUGUCCAACAUUUUGCUCUCUGGUAACAAAAUCUCGUCCAUUGAGGUCGGGUCUUUCGAUUGGCAAUCCGACACUCUUGAACAACUUGCGUUGAACAACAACGAGUUAGAGACUUUGGAGGUGGGUGUGUUUAGAAACCUGACAAAAUUGAAGUACUUGCAUCUCGAAGGCAAUAUGAUAUCGAGCUUGAGUGGGCUCCUUCGAGGGCUGUCAAGUCUAGAAUCAAUUGAUCUCAAUAAUAAUAGGAUUUCUGCUUUGCCUGCAGAUGUUUUUAGGGGCUUGCCAUUGCGUAAACUACGCCUAGCCAGGAACGGUAUACUGGACAUAGACAACAUUCUAGCUGCCCUACCCGCCAAUGUAAGGACUUUAGAUUUAAACGGUAACGGUUUGGGGAACUUAAGAGCAGCCAUGUUCAGCGGAUUUUCCAAUCUCACUCAGCUUAAACUUGAAGCGAACGGAAUGGAUUCUCUUCCAGAAAAUCUUUUUCUCGGCCUCGACAAGCUGACUUUACUCCAUUUAGACAACAACAUGCUGGUGGAACUAAACCGGAGCAGCUUUGGUGACCACCCCAAGUUGCAAAUGCUUACUGUUGCUAACAAUUCUAUCGUAAGAAUAGAGCCGGGGUUUUUCAGUACAUUUCGUGAGUUAGUGGACAUUAAUCUACAGGGCAAUGACCUCACAUAUCUACCGCCCGGAACAUUUGACAACCUUGAUUCUAUCGAGUUCCUUAAUCUGGACGGCAAUAGACUAGAUACUCUUGAUCGAAACGUUUUUAGGGGCCUUCAAAACGUCUGGUACAUAUAUCUGGGAGAAAACGGCAUGAAAAGCCUGCCUUCUACCAUUUUCCAUGGUUUACAAAUGCUCCGAUAUCUGGAUCUGAACGACAACGAACUCUCCGUCAUUGAAGACGGUACAUUUGACGGAACCCCGAAGACAGCCUGCCCUAACCACGAUAGACACCAGGCUAGUCCUGAACGUGUGACAGGGGGGCUACAGGGUACAGUUGAAGCGGAAGACCCCAGGUUUGAAGACCGUGCUGUACGCGAUGUGGUCGAUGGUGAGCGGGUUGGGGUCUGUCCAGUUGACCAGCGGACGGCCCUGCAGUUUUGA
Molecule: messenger RNA, 1625 nt
Organism: Branchiostoma belcheri (Belcher's lancelet)
Lineage: Eukaryota; Metazoa; Chordata; Leptocardii; Amphioxiformes; Branchiostomatidae
Product: leucine-rich repeat-containing protein 15-like
Exons: 4
Coding region: 234-1625 (463 amino acids)
Cellular component (GO): extracellular matrix
Molecular function (GO): protein binding
Source: RefSeq, a predicted model, not a curated record